Erinaceus europaeus (western European hedgehog) is the source of this 2909-nucleotide messenger RNA. Its product is annotated as UDP-glucuronosyltransferase 2B18-like. Bases 22 to 1614 code for a protein of 530 amino acids. The record is from RefSeq and is a predicted model, not a curated record. Lineage: Eukaryota; Metazoa; Chordata; Mammalia; Eulipotyphla; Erinaceidae. Gene Ontology annotation, molecular function: UDP-glycosyltransferase activity. The transcript is spliced from 6 exons.
GAAGGGCUGGAUUUUACCGGCAUGGCUAAGAAAUGGGCUUCUCUUCUCUUCUUGCUACAAUUAUAUUGCUGUUUCAGCUGUGGGUCCAGUGGUAAGGUUCUGGUGUGGCCAAUGGAAUACAGUCAUUGGAUCAAUUUAAAGACAAUAUUGGAUGAACUUACUGAGAGGGGUCAUGAGGUGACUGUGCUGACAUCUUCAGCUUCCAUUCUGGUGGACCCAAGCAAACAGUCUGCUGUUAAAUUUGAGGUUUUUACUACAUCUUUUACAAAGGAUAAACUUGAUUCUAUUUUUAUGACACUUAUAAAGAUGUGGACAUACGAGUUACCAAAGAGCUCAUUGUGGGCAUAUGGUUCAAGGAUGCAAGAAACAUAUUAUGAAUAUUCUGAUACAGUCCAAAAGCUUUGUGAAGAUGCAGUUUCAAACAAGAAACUUAUGAAGAAGCUCCAAGAAAUUGGAUUUGAUGUUGUUCUUGGAGAUGCUAUUGCUCCUUGUAGUGAGCUGCUGUCUGCGAUACUUAACAUACCACUGGUCUACACUCUUCGAUAUACUACUGGCAAUACCUAUGAAAAACUCUGUGGAAAACUUCCAUUACCACCUUCUUAUGUACCUGUUGUCAUAUCAGAACUUAGUGACAAAAUGACAUUUAUGGAGAGGGUGACAAAUAUGUUGUAUUUCUUAUAUUUUGACUUUGCAUUUGAGACUUUUAAUAAAAAGAAAUGGGACAGAUUUUUUACUGAAGUGUUAGGAAGACCUACUACCUUGUGUGAAUUGAUGGGAAAGGCUGAUAUAUGGUUGAUACGAACCUACUGGGAUUUUGAGUUUCCGCAUCCAUACUUACCCAAUUUUGAAUAUGUUGGAGGACUCCAGUGCAAACCUGCCAAACCUCUACCCAAGGAAAUGGAAGAGUUUGUCCAAAGCUCUGGAGAAGAUGGCAUUGUAGUAUUUAGUUUGGGGUCAAUGGUGGAAACCCUUCCAGAAGAGAGGUCUAACAUGAUUGCAUCAACACUUGCUCAGCUUCCACAGAAGGUCAUAUGGAGAUUUGAUGGCAAGAAGCCAGCCACAUUAGGACCCAACACUCGACUCUUCAAGUGGAUCCCUCAGAAUGAUCUUCUUGGUCACCCCAAAACCAAAGUUUUUGUCACUCAUGGUGGUGGCAAUGGCAUCUAUGAAGCCAUCUACCAUGGAGUUCCUAUGGUAGGACUCCCCAUGUUUGUUGAUCAACCUGAUAAUAUUGCUCACAUGGAGGUCAAGGGAACAGCUGUUCGAUUGGACUUGAACACAAUGACGAACACAGAUUUCCUCAAUGCACUGAAGACAGUCAUUAAUGACCCUUCGUAUAAAGAGAAUGCUAUGAAGUUAUCAAGGAUUCACCAUGAUCAGCCAGUGAAGCCUCUAGACCGAGCAGUCUUCUGGAUCGAGUUUGUCAUGCGCCACAAAGGAGCCAAGCACUUGAGGCCAGCUGCCCAUGACCUCACCUGGGUCCAGUACCACUCUUUGGAUGUCAUUGGGUUCCUGCUGGCCUGUGUGGCAGCUACUGUAUAUAUCAUCACAGCAAGCUGUCUGUUUUGUUUCCGGAAGUGUACUAAAUCAGGGAAGAGAAAGAAAAAUGAUUAAUUGUAUCUGAGUCCCUAAAACUGAUUCUACAGAUGGGCUUCUCUAAUAUGUUCCAGCAAGAAGACUUGUGGAAUAGGGAACUUUUUUAUCCUGACAUAAUAAGUAUUUUACUAUUCAAAUUUGCAGUCCAAAAUUUCUUUACAAGAAAUAAAAUAACUUCCUCGGGGUUAGAUAUAUGUUAAAUAUAUAUAUAUAUUAAUUAAGCAAAAAUAAAAUAUUUGCAUGGUUAUAUAUUAAAGGGCAUAUAACUUUUCCACAACUGUAUAAAAAUAUAGAUCUUAACAGUUUUUCAAACAUGGGAACAAGAACUUUCUUUUUGCCUCCAGUGUUAUGCCUGGAGCUCAGUAUCAGCACUAGGAAUUCACCAUUCCUUGCAGCCAUUUUCCUCCUUUUAUUUAUUAAUUUAUUUAUUUGUCUGUCUAUUUUGUUUAGUAGAAGAGAGAGAAAUUGAGAGUAGAAGAGUAAAUAGAGAGAUAAACACCUUCAGACCUGCUUCUCUGCUUGUGAAGCAUCCUUGCUGCAAGUAGAGAGUGGGGGCUCAAUCUCAGAUUCUCGUGCAUAGUGAUAUGUGUGCUCAACCAGGUGUGCCACCACCCUGCCCCUUUGGGUCCAGGAACAUUAAGUAGUCAUCUAUGGUGUAUCAUUCCUCAUUUCAUUAGAAACCUGUUAUCUCAUCCCUCCCAUUGAACUAAUAUUGAAACAAAAUCCUUUCACUUGAAAAAUCAAUAAUUAGCACACUAUGGCCAUGUAAAUAAAAAUGCAAACAUAUGGAACUUUGGGUCUGGGAGGUGGCACAGUGGAUAAAACUGGACUCUCAAGCAUGAGGUCCUGAGAUCUAUUCCCAGCAGCACAUGUAAUAGAGUUCUUUCUCUUCUCUCCUCUUCUCCCUCUCUCUCUCUCUCUUUCUCACUCUCUCCCUCUCCCUCUCUCUCUCUCUCUAUAUAUAUAUAUAUGUAUAUAUAUACAUAUAUAUAUCUUAUCCCUCUCAUGAAAAAUUAAAAUAUUUUUGUGUUACAAGUUAUAACUCUAAAGUUUCUAAACUUGUGUACAAUCCAAUCUGAAGGAUUUUCUUUUUUGCAAAAGCCAUAACAAAUCACAAUGCACUAUAAUAGGAAAAGUAACUUGGUGACUAAUCAGCUUGAGAUGAUUGCCCUUUCACAGACAAGAUGUAUGACAACUUAUCACCCUUCUAGUAAGUCUGGCUUAACAUUCAUUUCUUUCAGAGACAUUCAAAGAAAGUACCUCCUAUUCUCCAGUUUACCUUAUGUCAGUGACACUGAUUGGGCUGUGAUUUU